Messenger RNA from Scaptodrosophila lebanonensis, 2005 nucleotides. RefSeq names its product xaa-Pro aminopeptidase 3. The transcript has 3 exons. Lineage: Eukaryota; Metazoa; Arthropoda; Insecta; Diptera; Drosophilidae. Gene Ontology annotation, molecular function: manganese ion binding; metalloaminopeptidase activity. The record is from RefSeq and is a predicted model, not a curated record. Gene Ontology annotation, cellular component: mitochondrion. The coding region runs from base 72 to 1679 and encodes 535 amino acids.
AGGUUAACGCUAUACAUUUGACUAUUUUUUAAACAAAACCUUUUUGAAAAUUUACGGCGUGUCCCGUUGCCAUGUUCGCAUUAAAGCACCUCGCGCGUUCUCAAUUGAUUCGCGGUCUUGCAAAAGCUAAAAUUACAACGCAGACAACGCGGUUAAUGUGCAAAGCACUACCGACGGCAACAGCGAACGCAGCAGCGGUUGAGGGUCGCACCAACGUACAAAAUGACAGCGCCAAAGCUCUUGAAAGCUAUGGACUACAUGGAUUGGGUCAACCGACCAAUGCAUCGCAUCCACAUCUAAUAAGACCCAACGAGCUGGUACCGGGAGUUACGCUUGCCGAGUUCCAGCAGCGGCGGGCACAACUAAUGCAGAGUAUACAGGCCUAUGCACGCAGUUUUGGCGAUGUAUUCAACGGUCGAGCCGGCAAAACUCAUAUGUUGCUUGUGAGUGGCGCAACCAAGAAAUAUAUGAGUGGAAAAAUACCUUACGUCUUCCGUCAAAGCUCCGAUUUCUAUUAUCUGACUGGCUGCCUGGAGCCGGAUGCAGUGCUGAUGUUAACCAUUGAUGAGUCGUCCAAUGUGGAGUCUACGCUUUUUUUGCGUCCGAAAGAUUCACAUGCCGAGAUGUGGGAUGGCCCGCGCACCGGCCCUGAUUUAGCUGUACGCCAUUUCGGUGUCAAUGAGGCUUACGCCGUCGAUGAGUUCGAAAAAAAUUUAGCGAAACGUUCGAUAAGCCUUAGGCCGCACAUCUGGUUCGAUAUAAUGAGCUCCGAGCUCACCAACGUGAACGAGGAAGUGAUGAAGCUUUGCCAAACCGACCGCGCGCAAAUCCUGCCCUCACACACCUUUCUGCAGGGCAUGCGUCUGUUGAAGUCACCCGCCGAAAUGCAGCUGAUGAGACGCACCUGUGACAUCGCCUCGCAGUCCUUCAACGAAGUCAUGGCGGAUACCCGACCCGGCCAGUCGGAGCAUCAUCUGUUUGCGGCUAUUGACUAUAAAUGCCGAAUGCGCAACGCCAGCUUCCUAGCCUAUCCACCGGUGGUAGCUGCCGGCAAAAACGCUACCGUCAUCCACUAUGUAAACAACACUCAGCUCAUGCAACCUAAGGAGCUGGUGCUGAUGGACGCAGGCUGCGAAUAUGGUGGCUAUACGAGCGAUAUAACCCGCACAUGGCCCGUCAGUGGCGAAUUCACGGACCCGCAGCGCACGCUCUACGAUAUGAUGGCCCAACUGCAGAAGGAGAGCAUUGCGCUUGUAAUGCAGACCGGCGGCGAGACGCUUGAUCAAUUGUUUGAGACAACGUGCUACAAGCUGGGAAAAUAUCUGCAGGAAAUCGGACUGAUAGCGAAAGAUGUGACAGAUUACAAGGAGCUGACCAGACAGGGCUAUAAGUUCUGUCCGCAUCAUGUCUCUCAUUAUCUGGGCAUGGAUGUUCACGACACACCGAAUGUGCCUCGCACCACCCGUUUAGCGUCCGGGAUGGUGUUCACCGUCGAGCCGGGCAUUUAUAUAAGUGAGGCGCGUAAGGAUGUUCCAGCGGAGUUCCGCGGUAUCGGCAUACGCAUUGAGGACGAUUUACUUAUCAACGAACAGGGACAGGUCGAGGUGCUUACAGCCGUCUGCGCUAAAGAACGCCGCACGCUGGAGAACCUCUUUAAGGACAAACGGGCCGAGAACUGAGCCCAGCGGCCAUUAAACACUUGGCGUUCACAAAAUUCCUAGUCACAUAGUUGCUCCUUUCGGUCGCUCAGUACUUUUGAACACUCGACAUUAAUCGCUUGAGAGCCCGCUUGCCUUGGACUCUCAUUCUUAUUAUUCACUUUUUCAUUUUGUUUAAGACAUUGAAAACCGGCAUCGAAACAAAUGACUUUAUUUCUUUAACAUAUUCGUUCAUGUUAUAUAAGCGUUGUAGACCUAAAAGCCCUCAAGAACAUUCUCCAAAAAAAGCCUUUCUUCACUUUCAAAAGUGUAUAGAACUUUAAUGAAUAAAAAAAUGAAAUAAUAAA